This is a messenger RNA of Saitoella complicata NRRL Y-17804, 1392 nucleotides long. RefSeq names its product FAD/NAD(P)-binding domain-containing protein. Gene Ontology annotation, biological process: secondary metabolite biosynthetic process. Lineage: Eukaryota; Fungi; Ascomycota; Saitoellomycetes; Saitoellales; Saitoellaceae. The record is from RefSeq and is a predicted model, not a curated record. The transcript has a single exon. Bases 1 to 1392 code for a protein of 463 amino acids. Gene Ontology annotation, molecular function: monooxygenase activity; FAD binding.
AUGAGCAACGACACCACCCUCCACGCCAACGUCCCUCUUACCAUCCUCAUCAUCGGUGCCGGUAUCGGCGGCCUAGCCCUCGGCACCUCCCUCUCCCUCUCCGGCCACGCCGUCCGCAUCCUCGAAGCCGCCCCCGAAAUCGGCGAAGUCGGUGCCGGGAUCCAAGUCGCCCCAAACCUCUCCCGCAUACUGGAUCGAUGGGGAUUAUUAUCGGAGUUGAAAACAAAAGGUGGCGCGGUGAUGUUGGAGAGGAAUAGUUUGAGGAGGUGGGAGGGUGGUGAGGAACUCGGGACUGCGGAGUUGAUGCCGGGGGUUGGGGAGAAGUAUGGAGCGCCGCUCAUGGUUGCGCAUCGGGCUGAUCUUCAGCGCGUGCUGUUGAAUGGUGCACUCCGUGCUGGCUGCGAACUCUUGACCGACCACCGCGUCACCGAUAUCGACCUCGCCGGUACUCGGGUUCAGUUAUCGACGGGCGAAUGGAUAACAGCCGAUACCAUCCUCGCCGCAGACGGCAUCCGCUCUCCAACCCGCCACGCCCUCUCCCUCCUCCUCUCAACCCCCGACCGUCCCCUCCCAACCGGAGACGCAGCCUACCGCGUCCUUAUUCCCCGCACCCAAAUGCUCCAAGACCCAGAGCUGUCAGUCUUGAUUAACCAGAACGUCGGGAUCCGGUGGAUGGGCCCUGGGCGGCAUAUCAUGGCGUACCCAAUAAAAGGCGGAGAGGUAUACAACAUGGUACUACUCCACCCCGACACAUCAAGUACCCCGACCGCAGAGAGUUGGACCCAACGUGGUUCGAAAGCGGAGAUGUUGGCACACUACGCAGCCUGGAAUCCCACCGUCACGAAAUUACUGAAUAUGGUCCCGGAAGGCGAAGUAAUGGAGUGGACACUCAACUCGCACGCCGAACUCGCGCAUUGGGUAUACAAUAAUACCGCAUUGGUGGGUGACGCAUGCCAUCCUAUGCUUCCCUACGUCGCACAAGGCGCUGCGCAGGCUGUCGAGGAUGCAGCCGUUCUCAGCACGUGCCUGAACUUGAUCGAGAAGAAGGUGGAUAUUCCGGAUGCGCUCAAGGUGUAUGAAAGACUUAGGUUACCGAGAGCGAGCGCGAUUCAACGCUCGGCAGCAACGACCCGCGCUGCGCUCCACCUCCCCGACGGUCCCGAACAACGCCUCCGUGACGCCCAAAUCCGGGAAGCCUCCUCACAAGCACACAUGGACAGCACGGCCGCGGGAGGAGGAGCGAAGAAGAAUCCGGAUAUGUGGGGCGAUCGUGCUUGGCAGGAGUUUAUGUGGGGUGUUGAUGUUGUUGAGGAGUGUGUUGAUAAGUUUGGGAAGGUGUUGGAGGAGGUUAGGGGGGUUAGGGUGGCGAGGGUUGGAGCUAGUACGUUGUAA